Messenger RNA from Trypanosoma brucei brucei TREU927, 543 nucleotides. RefSeq names its product iron-sulfur cluster assembly protein, putative. The transcript has a single exon. Gene Ontology annotation, molecular function: ferrous iron binding; 2 iron, 2 sulfur cluster binding. Gene Ontology annotation, cellular component: cytoplasm; mitochondrial matrix. The coding region runs from base 1 to 543 and encodes 180 amino acids. Lineage: Eukaryota; Euglenozoa; Kinetoplastea; Trypanosomatida; Trypanosomatidae. Gene Ontology annotation, biological process: iron-sulfur cluster assembly; intracellular iron ion homeostasis. The record is from RefSeq and is a predicted model, not a curated record.
AUGCGGCGACUGAUAUCAUCACACAUUGUACUGCCGACGCUGGCAGCCUCACUUCGGUCACUGUACAGCCCACUAGUUGAGGAGCACUACAAUAACCCGCGCAAUGUCGGUAAAUUAGACAAAUCCGACCCAAAUGUUGGAACUGGUCUCCGCGGUGCUCCAGAGUGCGGUGACAUGACUCAAAUGCAGGUGAAGGUGAACCCUGAAACGAUGGUGAUUGAGGAUGUUAAGUUCAAAGCAUUUGGUUGCGGGAGCGCGAUUGCGGCAUCAUCCUACGCCUCGCAGGCAAUUCGCGGCAAAACACUUGCUGAGGCACUGCAGCUCACCAACAAACGGAUUGCACGGGAACUUUCCCUUCCGCCUGUUAAAUUGCACUGCUCGAUGCUGGCGGAGGAAACUAUUCAAGCCGCAGUUGAGAACUACCUUUCCAAAAACCCUUCACUAAAGUCGAAGGUACACAAGAAAAAAACGGAAACUCCAUCCAUAUCUCAGACAUCCCAAGUAGCUUCUAAGUCCGAGGCUGUUGGUGAGGUGUCAAGCUGA